Molecule: messenger RNA, 3687 nt
Organism: Trematosphaeria pertusa
Lineage: Eukaryota; Fungi; Ascomycota; Dothideomycetes; Pleosporales; Trematosphaeriaceae
Exons: 9
Coding region: 150-3554 (1134 amino acids)
Biological process (GO): protein quality control for misfolded or incompletely synthesized proteins
Cellular component (GO): cytoplasm; mitochondrion
Molecular function (GO): palmitoyltransferase activity; ATP hydrolysis activity; protein binding
Source: RefSeq, a predicted model, not a curated record
CCGAGUCUCUUCAGCUACGAAUAUGCUUCUCCUUUUGGCCUUGUAGUCUUCUUUUUGAGUGACAUUCCAGCAUGCAAAACUCCCGGUAGUACGAACCGUCACACACGAUCGAACCUAGCGACGACGCGUCUCUUCCGCAGCUCUCCGCAAUGGCCUCCUCGUCCUCGCCGAACGAGCCUAACGGGCACCCCGUCGGCGAACACCAUGUCGAGCUUGAGGAUAUGGGCGACAAGAAGCCCAGUCUGCCUAUCGAGGAGGAUAUAAUGCAGCUGGCGCGAUUAGGCGAAAUAGCUGCGAUACAGAAGUUGUUCGACAGCGGGAAGUUCGAUGCGACUUAUAAGGACGAGCAGGGCAUAACGCCGCUUCAUUGGGCUGCGAUUAACAAUCACUACGCUCUAUGCCAUUUCCUGAUACAGAACGGCGCGAGUGUAAACGCGAAGGGUGGAGACGCCGUCGCUACACCUGUCCUCUGGGCCGCGAAACGAUGCCAUUACUACGUCGUCAAUCUGCUCCUCGAGCACGGCGCCGACCCUCUUCUCACCGACGACCAAGGCUUCAAUCUCUUGCACUCGGCGACUCUCGACGGGAACGUGUACCAGCUCGUCUUACUCCUACACCAGGAUAUACCGGUCGACAUACCAGAUUCGCAGUCGCAUACGGCGCUGAUGUGGGCAGCAUACAAAGGCUAUCCGUCAUGCGUGGACCUGUUUCUAAGAUGGGGAGCUAAUGUGUAUGCGACGGAUGACCAGGGUUUCACAGCCUUGCACUGGGCGCUUGUGAAGGGAUCGCAGGGCUCCAUACAGAAGCUGCUCGAGUAUGGAGCGGAUCGAUUCGCGAAGAACAAUGACGGGAAGACACCAUCCGUAACCGCGGAAGAGAUGAAUACGGUGCGGCAGUGGCAUGCAGCGCUCUCAGCAGCAGGCUACAACAAGGACGGUUCACCAAAGCAGUUCCCAGUCCCGGGGAUCAAGGAUACGCGGUGGUUUAUAUCGCGUUUUCUCUUCUUCUGGCCGUUCCUUAUCAUUUUCCAAGCGAUCUAUUUAGUCAGCCACUACCCGGUGUAUAUUGGGCUACCGUUGGCCGCGGUGACAUCGUAUGCGAUGCAGUGGGCGGCGCAGAAACUUGCGUCGUUUGGUCCUGCGAACAUGAGGAAUGUACAUCAUACCCCUUUCUUGGCCGGCAUAUUCGCUGGCACUCUGUUUUGGGUGGGUGUCCGUUGGAUCACGACCGUUCUCCCUUGGACAUUACGAACCUGCUUCUUUCUCAAUAUAGUAUUCGGAGUAUUUUACGGAUUCACGACAUAUUUCUACUUCUUCACGAUGGCAUCCGAUCCGGGCUUUGUGCCCAAGUCAGCGAGCAGGAGCGCCUCGAAGGCAGUCAUUGAUGAGCUGAUGGAGGCGAAGUUGUUUGAUGAGAACCACUUUUGCGUCAAUUGUAUGGUGCGGAAACCGUUGCGGAGUAAGCAUUGUAAGAGGUGUGAGCGCUGUGUCGCGAAGUCAGAUCAUCACUGCCCUUGGGUGAAUAAUUGCGUUGCGAACAACAAUCACCGACACUUUGUGUUCUAUGUCCUUUUCAUGGAGCUUGGUGUAUUGGUAUGGGUUCGCUUGGUGCUUGCCUACCUUGAGAACAUAGACGGACCGAAAGACGUUCAAUGCAACGUCCUCUCCGACGACCUAUGCAAGAUUCUACACAAAGAUCCAUAUACCAUUGUCCUCUCAAUAUGGACAGCCUUCCAACUCACUUGGGUCACCAUGCUCCUCUGCGUUCAGCUUCUCCAAGUCGCGCGAAAUCUCACAACCUACGAAAGCAUGCGAGGCCACCUUCACGCCGCUACCCCUGCCGACGCCCUCACCGCGUUCGUCACCACGGGCGAUACGUCACAAGAAGUCUCGGGCAGUGCACCCACGACCGGCUUUGGUUCUGGGCAGGACACGGGCGAUGGUGCUCCCCCUCGACGUCCCAAGCACUCCAUCUGGGAUCAAUGGAAGCGUCUCCUUGGUCUCGACACAUUUGUUGCUACGGCACUGCAGGGUUCACAAGCGGGCCAGACGAGAAGAGGUGGGAAUCCGUGGUCGAGAGGUAUGAUAACGAACUGCAAAGAUUUCUGGUGUGAUGGGGCACCGGUGAUUGCGAAGGGGUUGAAGACGCCGAUGAAAGAGUAUGAUGAGAGGGUUGACAUGGGGAGGUUGCGGGACGAUGAGCAUCAGAGAGGGAUCAUUCAAGACCUCGAAGACCUCCACCUAAUGCUCUCGCGCUACAAACCACCGCCCGUCCGACAACCGCUCGUAAACUCCCUUAGACCAAAGAAAUCAUUCUUGUCGCUCUUCUCCUCCUCUGGUCCCACGCGUCUUCCGAUCUCCCAGAUCCCAGACCAUGUACCUAAAGGCCUAUACAUGUACGGCGACGUAGGUUCCGGCAAAACCAUGCUCAUGGACCUCUUCUACGAUACCCUACCGAACAAUAUCGAGAAGAAGACUCGCAUACAUUUCCACGCAUUCAUGCAGGAUGUACACAAGAAUCUGCACAGGAUGAAGAUGAGCCACGGGAACGAUGUUGAUGCUAUUCCAUACGUGGCGGCAGGCAUUGCGGAGGACAGCAAUGUGCUGUGCUUCGACGAGUUCCAGUGUACGGAUGUGGCUGAUGCUAUGAUUUUGAGGCGGCUGGUUGAGAAUUUAAUGGCACAUGGGACGGUUAUUGUUACGACGUCGAAUAGACAUCCGGACGAUCUGUACAAGAACGGCAUACAACGCGAGAGUUUCGUUCCGGCGAUUAAUUUACUGAAGUCGCGGCUCCGCGUCUUGAACCUCGAUUCGCAGACCGACUAUCGAAAGAUCCCUCGUCCACCUUCGGGAGUCUACCACCACCCGCUCAAUGAAGGCGCGAGAACCCAUGCGGAGCGCUGGUUCCGCUUCCUCGGCGACUUCGAAAAUGACCCCCCACAUCGCGCAUUCCAUACCGUCUGGGGAAGAGAAAUCGAGGUACCGAAAGCGAGCGGAAGUUGCGCGUGGUUUACCUUCGACGAGAUCAUUGGACGAGCAACCGGAGCGGCGGACUAUUUGGAACUGAUGCGGAAUUACAAUGCUUUUAUCGUGACCGACGUGCCUGGGAUGAAUCAUAGGAGUAGAGACCUGGCGCGGAGAUUCAUUACGUUUAUCGACGCUAUUUACGAGUCAAGAGCCAAACUUGUGAUGACCACGGCCGUGCCAAUAACCUCCCUCUUCCUCUCCUCCAACGAACUCCAAGAAGCCAUGCACAGCGCCUCUAAGUCUGGCGAUCUUCCCGCCGCCGCAACCGCCGACGACCACGCCGACGUCUCGGACGUGAUGCGCCAUCUCAUGGACGACCUCGGCAUGAACAUGUCGAUGCUCAAGAAUAGUACUUUGUUUACGGGGGAUGAGGAGCGGUUUGCGUUUGCACGGGCGUUGAGUAGGCUAAGCGAGAUGGGGAGCAGGGAGUGGGUCGAACGCGGCAUGGGGUUGGAUGAACGCGGUGGGCGGCAAGAGAUGGAGGGAUGGCAGAGGGUGAGGAGCAGAUGGAGGGAGGAUAGCAUGUAAUAGGAAUGGGUAGACUGGAUACCUGUGUUUGGCAUAUAAAGCGGGAUUAGAUACUGCUGUGCAUUUGUGCGGAGGUGUACAAAGAUAUAGAAGGAUUAGCGUGUUUGUGGCAUUGAAUGAUAGUAUUUUUUCU